Labeo rohita (rohu) is the source of this 3157-nucleotide messenger RNA. RefSeq lists its product as uncharacterized. Lineage: Eukaryota; Metazoa; Chordata; Actinopteri; Cypriniformes; Cyprinidae. Bases 308 to 1207 code for a protein of 299 amino acids. The transcript is spliced from 7 exons. The record is from RefSeq and is a predicted model, not a curated record.
UCUCUUACACUCUCAAACUCUUACACAACAGAGCAUCUUUUGUAACGUAAACAAGUUAGAAGACCCCACCUCUACAUGGUGGGAGAAAAAGAAGUUAUUAAAAACUCGUGUAUAGUUCUGACAAAAGGAAGGGCGAUAUUUACGCAAAAAAUAUUUUGUUUUUAAUUAGCUUCUGUUAGCACAGAUUCUAACAGCGACUCUAGCUAACUUUGCUAACUUCACACCGCGGAGCAAUAUCAACAAUACAAAAAGUGUUACAGCUUACAAAAACGAAAUAACAAAAUAGUUUGACUUCUUGGAUAAGAACAUGUCUCUUUGGAGGGAUAACAAAAUCGUGCGUAUUUUGCUCAUUGUCCUUUCUCAAUUUGCUUACAUUGCAGCUUUGGUUAUCAACGCCCUCGCAGGACCUGGAAAAGGUCCAUUUCAGCACAGCACUGGAAAUAUAUCAGACAGAUAUCAAACAGAAAUCACUCCUGCUGGAUGGACCUUUUCUAUAUGGGGUGUCAUCUAUUCCUGGCUCAUCCUGAUGAACGCAUAUAUCCUGACCUGGCUCUGUAGAGGGUUGUACUCAAGUCCAGCAAUCCUGCCCUCUGAAUUCUUUCUCUCAUGGAUCAUCAACAUGAUUUUGAACAGUACCUGGCUGGUCUUGUGGGAUAGAGAACUGAUGAUCCCCGCACUGAUUGUUCUCACCCUGAUUGCGUUCACCAACUACCUGAUGAUCUUUUUCUCUUGUGUUGGUCUGCGAGCUCAUGGAUCUUGGCUUAAACGGCAACAUCCAAAAGAUCUUUUCUGCAUCAUAGUGUUGGUUCAGAAUGGCAUUGCCGCCUAUGCAACAUGGACAACCAUCGCCACUCUGCUCAACUUCGUUAUUGUGUUGGAUCUGGCAUCAGUUUCCCCAACAAAUGCUGCUACAGCUGCUUUAUGCAUACUUUUUUUGGAAGUAAUUAUAUGGUUUACCGUUGAAAACUUCCUAAUAGAGAAGCACGUCCGUUACAUUCUCACCGUUUACCCUGUGAUUAUCUAUGCUCUAAUUGGAAGCCUAAGCAAGCAUUACGAUCCAGCGGCACCUGGCCGGAACGCUAUCUUUUCAGUGGUGCUCCUCGUGUUGGCCUGCAUUGCGUUAGUGCUGCGUGUGGGGUUGGUGGUUUGGAGACACAGGACUCGGCCUCUCUUCCGUGAAGUCAGUCCUGAGGUCCUGAUGUCAUAAAACAGCACCACUGAUAAAUAGCCAUACAUCAUGAGCACUCAACACUCAUAAAAACUUCAAAGAUGACAUGCCUUGAAAGGUAACCCUUCCAGGUGUGCAGUGCCUGCAUGAAUGUGUUUCAGCUGGAAGUUUUAUGGAAAAUAUGGAUGAAACACAGAAUACUGUCUGUUCUGCGCUUGAGCCAAGUCAUAUAUAAUAUAUUAAAUGUGCCUUACAUUAUGUGGUAUUUUGUUCUGUUUUAUACACUGCCAUUAUAAAGUUAAAAUAAGUCUUACAAAGUCUGCUUUUUUACAAUAAAAACACUAAUGUUGUGAAACACUAUUGCACUUUCAAAUAACAGCUUUUUAUUUUAUUUUAAUAUAUUUUGUAAUGUAAUUGUGUGUAUACUGUAUGCAUACACCGCUUUUCAAAAGUUCAGGAUCAGUACGAUUUUUUAUUUUUAAAAGCUGUGUUUAUUGGAUUAAAAAUACAGAAAAAACUGUAAUAUUGUGAAAUAUUAUUGCAAUUUAAAAUUGUGGUUUUCUACUUUAAUAUACUUUAAAUAUCAUUUAUUCUUGUGAUGCAAAGCUGAAUUUUCAGCAUCAAAAUGUUUUCAUUCAUGAAGUCUGGAUAGUGCAUUUUUAUGUCUGUGUUCAAAAAUGGGAGUGACGGUUAAAGGGUUAAAAUAGAAAUCUUUUGUAAGAAAAUACACUAGCGUUCAAAGUUUGGUGUCAGUAAAUGUUGUUUUUUUUUAAAAAAGAAGUUAAUGCUUUUCAGCAAGGAUGUGUUAAACUGAUAAAAAAGUGAUAGUCUUCACUUUUCAGGCUUCUAUUGUUAGAAAGGAUUUUUCCAUUUUGAAUAAAUGCUGUUCUUUUUAAGUAAAGAAAAAAAAAAGUAUCACAGGUUCCAAAAAAAUAUUAAGCAGCACAACUGUUGCCAACACUGGUAAUAAAUCAGCAUAUUAGAAUGAUAUCUGAAGGAUCAUGUGACACUGAAGUCUGAAGUAAUGCCUGAUGAAAAUUCAGCUUUGUAUCACAGAAAUAAAUUAUAUUUUAAAGUAUAUUAAAAAAUAAAACUGUUAUUUUAAAUUUAAAUUAUAUUUCAUAAUAUUACUUCUUUUUUUGAUUUUUGAUCAAAUUAAUGCAAAUUUGAUGAGCAUAAGAGAUUCCUUUAAAAACAUUAAAACUUUUGAAGGGCAGUGUAUGUAUUCAGUAACUUUUGACCAAAAAUAUCAGUAUUAUAUCUGAUAGUAUUUUCAUUAGCCUCUUACCUUUUUACAUGUGUGUAUGUACUAACAUUAACAUUUAAUAUUUUAGCAAACGCUUUAAUCCAAAGCAAAACACAAAUAAGGAAGCAAUAUCACAAGCAAUAUCAUACAAGAGCCAACAAUACUCACAAUACCAUGUUUUAAGAGAAGAGUAACUAUGCAAACAAACAAUGUGUGUUUGUGAUUUAAGCUUUUUUUUACAUUUUAAAAGUUUUUUAAAGAUAUAACACUUGUGUAAAGCUCAUUUAUUAAUGUUUAAUAAAAUACUUGAAAUGCACAUAGUGUCACUGUUAAUGUUCACCAAAAAUGUAACGCAGACGUUGCAUGGUACACAACUAGUAUAGAUGAUUCGUGAGAAACAGCUCUAAUGUAUGUUUAGUACAAAUGCUCUGGAAACCACCUUGUUGUUGAUUGCCAGCUUUAGAGACCAUGGGUCUUUCAACAGUGAUUACAGAGACAUUCAGGUUUGCCACACAACAUUUGUAUAUGGUGAAUAUACUUGCUUUGAUCACGGUCUUGUACAUUUACUUUGGUGUGGAUGUGAACUGAAGCAUCUCGUCAUGCAUGUUGUUGCCCUUUGGAAUGUGUGUGUCUCCUGGCAGCAGCUGCUGCAGGCUUGACCCUGUGUACUUUGGCUUGUUCACUACAGGAUGAAUUACUUAUGAGAAACUAAAAGACAAAUAAAGGACAUUUUUUCCUCCCAA